AUGUCAAAUUUCAUAGCAGUUCUUCUUAAGCUUUACUGUUUGUGGGUUAAUUUUCUUCAUCCUAUAGCUGGGAUUUUUUCCUCCAAGUUUGGGAGAGAAAUAGAUAGGUACAAGCAGGGUGUGAGUUCCUUAAUAUUAGACACCAUGGAAUUGGAAAACGGUAUGUCUACUGCUCUUCCUGAUCAUAUUGCUGAUAACUCAAACAGAAAAGGAACGUGGGUGACUGCAAGUGCACAUAUCAUAACAGCGGUUAUUGGUUCAGGAGUUUUAUCUCUUUCAUGGGCCAUUGCUCAGUUAGGCUGGGUUGCUGGUCCCAUUGUCAUCUUACUCUUCUCUCUCGUAACUUGGUUCACAUCUACUCUGCUAGCUGAUUGUUGCAGGGACCCUGUCUCCGGAAGAAGAUGUAGCUGUUAUAUGGAUGCUGUAAAAUCAAAUUUAGGAGGAAUCGAUAGCAAGUUUUGUGGAAUAGCUCAAUAUGUGAAUCUUGUAGGAACAACAAUUGGAUAUUCAAUCACUUCAGCUAUUAGUAUGGUGGCAAUAAAAAGAUCAGGUUGCUUUCAAAGGCACGGCCAUGAUGCAGGCUGCCAUGUUAAAAACAACAUGUUUAUGAUCAUCUUUGGCAUCAUAGAGAUCAUAUUAAGCCAAAUUCCUAACUUUGACGAGCUUUCGGGGCUCUCCGUGGUUGCUGCGGUUAUGUCUUUUGCAUACGCUUCCAUAGGCCUCGGUCUCUCCAUAGCCAAAGUUGCAGAAGGGACACAUGCCAGGACAAGCCUAACAGGGACAACCACAGGAGUGGAUGUGACCAGCGCGCAGAAGAUUUGGAACUGCUUCGAAGCCCUCGGAGACAUUGCCUUCUCUUAUGCUUUCUCUGUUGUCCUCAUUGAGAUACAGGACACAAUAAAAUCAAGUCCACCAGAAAAUGAAGCCAUGAAGAAGGCUACCUCAUUUGGGAUCUCAGUCACCACCAUGUUCUACAUGUUGUGUGGAGUUUUGGGUUAUGCAGCAUUUGGGAACAAUGCACCAGGCAACUUCCUAACAGGAUUUGGUUUUUACGACCCCUACUGGCUUAUUGACGUAGCUAAUUUGUGCAUUAUUGUACAUCUUGUUGGAGCUUACCAGGUAUAUUGCCAACCAAUAUUCAAGCGCGUGGAAGACUGGUGGUUUAACCGAAGGCCAAACAACAGUUUCAUAAAAGAAGGCCGUCCGAUUAACCUUCCAUUGUGCGGGGUUUACCAUUUCAGUGCGUUCAGGCUUGUAUGGAGAACGGCUUAUGUGAUAAUGACUACCGUUAUGGCGAUGACAUUGCCAUUCUUCAACGAUAUACUUGGUGUCCUUGGUGCUACUGCAUUCUGGCCAUUGACUGUGUAUUUCCCAAUACAGAUGCACAUAGCAAGAGAAAAGAUUCAACCAUAUAGCUGGAAAUGGAUAUGGCUAAACGUCUUGGUCGUGGUCUGCUUGGUUAUAUCACUUCUUGCAGCUGCUGGCUCCUUUGCAGGAAUUGUUAAGGAUCUCCAUACCUUUAAGCCUUUCACCUCUGUUUCUUAAUGUCUUCAUCUCUAUUCCCCUUUUGUUUAAGGAAACUUAUUUAUCAUUCGUUCGCAUGAAAUAUAUUGUAGUUUAAAUUAUAAAGUCUAGGUUGAGGCAAGAUUAUUUGCCUGCUUUUGGCAUCC
Messenger RNA from Durio zibethinus, 1670 nucleotides. NCBI's taxonomy places the organism in Eukaryota, Viridiplantae, Streptophyta, Magnoliopsida, Malvales, Malvaceae. The record is from RefSeq and is a predicted model, not a curated record.